Messenger RNA from Sander lucioperca (pikeperch), 7140 nucleotides. It is a transcript of the gene fbxo41, whose product is annotated as F-box protein 41. The record is from RefSeq and is a predicted model, not a curated record. Lineage: Eukaryota; Metazoa; Chordata; Actinopteri; Perciformes; Percidae. Gene Ontology annotation, molecular function: protein binding. The coding region runs from base 373 to 2883 and encodes 836 amino acids. The transcript has 14 exons.
CUGGUCGUCCUCUGCAGGCCUGCUGCUCUCUGCUGCAGAGAGAGGCUGCGUGACGUCAGCGAAGGCUGGAACGGUUCCUUGGUUGAAGCGGAAAAAAUGGGGAGAAGAAUGCGAGGACCUCAGGCAGGGGAACAAUGAUAGAUGAAGUAAAAAGACCAGUUGAAUGUUGUCACUAUGUGUGCUCAUGUGACUGAGCUGGGCUCUUCCAUAGGACAUGGGAUCUCUCUUCCUCCUACUGACUUGCCGUUGUCACCUUGUUGCCAUGUUUUCACCAUGAGAGGAUCUGUCACAUGCUUGACCUCUGUGCCCUCAUACUGGCGCUACCGUUGUGCCGCAUGAGCGCCCCCUCUCCUCCGGCAGUUACUGCACGGAAUGGCCUCUCUGGACCUGCCAUACCGCUGUCCUCGCUGCGGGGAGCACAAGCGCUUCCGAAGCCUGUCGUCCUUACGUGCCCACCUGGAGUACAACCACACGUACGAGACCCUUUACGUCCUCUCCAAAUCCAACAGUGUAUGUGACGCUGCUGCUCUGCUGCCGCUAGUGGCUGAGGGAGCUAUCCUCGCACCUGCCAACAACAACGACCCUUUUGAGCCGCUGCGGCCGUCAGCUUUAAAGGAGCGGCGCUUCCCUUGUCGUGAGCUUCCUUGUGCGGAUGACCUGAGUUUGACCCCGGCUAACUCCAACACUGCAGCCCGGUAUAUUCCCAAUGUGGAGUUUCCCCUGGGGGAGAUUUUUAUGAAAAAAGCCAUGACAUCCGCAGACCCGGGUCCCCAUGGAAACCCCAGCACAGCUGUAGCAGUGGCAGCUAAUGUAGCGGCGAGUGCAGUAGAGGCGGCCUAUGAAGAGGGCCUGGCCAGGCUGAAGGCUAGGGCGUUUGAACGGCUGGAGCUGGAUGAAAGGCUGGAGAAGCUGUCUGAAGAGGUGGAGCAGAAAAUAGCGGCCCGCGUAGGUCGUCUUCAGUCAGAGCUGGAGAGGAAGAGCUCGGAGCUGGAGCGGGCCAAACUGGAGAGCGAACGGCUGAGCCAGGAGAAGCAAGACCUGGAGGACAAGGCCUCGGAGCUCUCUCGGCAGGUGGACGUCUCUGUGGAAAUGCUAGCCAACCUCAAACAGGAUCUAGUGAACAAGGAGCAGGAGCUCAAUCACAAACAACAGGAAGUCGCCCAGAUUGAUCAGUUCCUUCAGGAGACAGCGGCACGUGAAGCCAAUGCCAAGGUGCGGCUACAGCAGUUCAUCGAGGAGCUGCUGGACCGAGCAGACCGCGCCGAAAAACAGCUGCAGAUCAUCAGCAGCUGUGGCACCACGCCGAACGGCAGCCUGGGGCGCUGCAGCCUGCAGGCCUCAAAGGGCAAUGGACGCCAGAGAAACUCCAGCAACUCUGGGAGCACAAGAGGCAUGUACCAAGUGUCAGAACGACGUUCGUCCCCCAGCACAGGAGCAUCAGGGCGGAUCAAGUCUGUCUCACAGGGCUCUGGAGGUUACGACAGUGACAGCGUGGAGAUGCAUCCCAUGGAGGACUGUCCCGAGGCUCAGUUCUAUCAAAUGCAGUGCCGGCUGGGUGAGGGGGGUUACGAGCGCUCCCCUGGGUGUGGCGGUGGUGGAUCGCGGAACUGGGGUCUUCGUAAACAGGCUAUCCAGAACUGGCAGCGGCGACCUUACAGGAACAGCACUGAGGGCGAGGAAGGAGACGUAUCAGACGUGGGCUCCAGGACCACCGAGUCUGAGGUGGAGAUGUGGGAACAAGAGAGGAGAGCUGUGGCUGAAGUCCAGCAGUCUGCCCCUCCAUAUUCUCACCACGGCAGGGCAGGAUAUCGCCCUAACACAGGUCGAUCUGAUGGAGUCUACAACAAGCCAUGCCGCCAUGAAAAGAGCCCGUCUAAAUCCAACGAGGUGAUCAGUCCAGAAAUCCUGAAGAUGCGUGCAGCUCUCUUCUGUAUCUUCACCUACCUGGAUACUAAAACCCUGCUGAGAGCCGCUGAGGUCUGCCGUGACUGGAAGUUUGUGGCUCGUCACCCAGCUGUGUGGACCAGAGUGCUGCUAGAGAACGCUCGCAUUUCCUCCAAGUUCCUGAGCACAUUGUCUCAGUGGUGCACUCAGACGCAUUCCCUCAUCCUGCAAAACCUCAAACCAAGACAGCGGGGCAAGAAGGAAACCAAGGACGAGUACCUUAAAACCACACGUGGCUGUCUGGAGGAAGGUCUGGAGGCGUUGUUAAAGGCCACAGGAAGUAACCUGCUGAUACUGAAGAUUUCACACUGCCCCAACCUGCUGACCGAUCGCUCCCUCUGGCUGGCCAGCUGCUACUGCCGAGCUCUGCAGGCUGUGACCUACAGAAGUGCCACAGAUCCAGUUGGCCAGGAGGUGAUCUGGGCCCUCGGAGCAGGUUGUAGAGAUAUCAUCUCCCUACAGGUGGCGCCGCUACACCCAUGCCAACAACCUGCCCGUUUCAGUAACCGAUGCCUGCAGACGAUCGGAAGAUGUUGGCCGCACCUCCGUGCUCUUGGUGUGGGCGGGGCUGGAUGUGGCAUUCAGGGGCUGGCCUCUCUCUCGAGGAACUGCAUGCGCCUGCAGGUGCUGGAGUUGGAUCAUGUGAGUGAGAUCAACCAGGAGGUGGCAGCAGAGGUUUGCAGAGAGGGCUUGAAAGGUCUUGAGAUGCUGGUGCUCACCUCCACACCAGUCACCCCCAAAGCCCUGCUCCACUUCAACAGUGUUUGCCGCAACCUGAAGUCUGUCGUGGUUCAGAUUGGUAUAGAAGACUACUUUGAGGAUCCCAACAGCCCUGAAGCUAGAAAACUGUUUGAUGAGAUGGUUAACAAGCUUCAGGCUCUGAAGAAGAGACCCGGCUUCUCCAAAAUCCUACACGUAAAAGCAGACAGUCUCUGCUAACAUCUUUUGUGCAGAUUUUUCAAGUCUUGUAGAGGGGCCAUCUUGGCUCCAGUCAAUCAAAAAGACCCAGCUGUUUUGAGCCCGCUCCACUGGGUUUGAGUACGUCUGCAGAAAAAACAGAUGAUCGCCACGGUGAACCAGGACCAAGGCUCAAAGUGCAUACUCCACAAGUACAAACUUCAAACAGAAAAAAACUCAUUCACUAUUCCAGUAAGGGGAAAUCAAUAUCUCCUUAAUGUUUCAUUAUGAUUGAAAUCAGUCGGGAGGCUUAUUUGGACAAACAAUGGCAGUAUAUAUAUAUAUAUAUAUAUAUACAUAUAACAAGAAGGGCCUGUUUUAAAGCUUACAGACUCAAAUAAGACUACAUAACUGUCAGAUUCCUCUUCCUCGUUUUCUGCUUUCACCGUACAAAUGGAUUGUGUCGUCGUACAGAGCCAAAUCUCUUUCUUGAAACACCCGGAGCCAGGUGACAGCACUGUAUUUAACUGUCUGCAUCUCCACAAUGCUUGACAUAUACUCAAGACUACCUUCAACACCCAACAGCUCGUGGGCAGGAACACAUUAUAAAGCGUACAUACUUUCCACAGGAAGUACAUGGAAUUGUGGCAGGAGUAAGAUAGUACAGAGAAAUUGAUUUCCCCAAGCGAUCUUGAGUUCUUAAGAGUCUUGAGAAAGGAGCUUUAUGUUUGUGUGUGUGUCGAGGAUUCAACAAAUGGUUUUCCAGCCUGCCUGCACCGCACUGUACUGUGUGUUGAAACUGUACAACUUUCAACACUUUCUGCCUUCACCCAGGACAGAAACAUGCUGCGCCAGCUCCAGGCACAGUGGAGAGAGCAAGGACAGCCUCGCUGUAACACACAGACCUUGACAGUCUUCUUAGCCAAUUGCAUGGCAGUGAUGCAUUUACCCUCUUCUACCAUCUUCUCUGCUUCCCGUAUGUGAACAGCGUCAUAUCACAAACCUGGACUCAGUGUUUCUUUGAUAGUUGUAGUAUCUCUGAGAGAGCAGGACGCAGUAUCAGAUGCUGCUCAUUGACAAGGCUGGAAAGAUGAUCCAUAAUGCAUUUCUCUCAAAAACUGGUGCCAUUUGUAACAGUGUGUGUCCUCAUUCCAGUGAGCGUUUUCUCCAAUGUGCCAUUAAUGAGGGAAGAGGGACCAUGUACUGUAAGGCAGAUGUUUAACCUCUUCAAAUCAAAUGUAACUUGUUGGAGUUUGAUUUGAGUGUAAGCAGCUCUUACUGAGCAUAAGGGUGUUGUGUUUCAUAUGGAACAUGGUCUCCAGGUGUAUACAGGUGUUUAAGUGUUUAUAUAUGAUGUGACUUUCAUACUUUACCAUACUAAUAACAGUGCCAUUCCUAUUAAUAGUGCUCAUCAUGGCCGAGGCCCUGAUCAAUCCUGAUUUAUAUUUUUUAGCUGACAUCCUCUGGCUCCCUCUGCUGGUUUUUUCCAAGGAUUUACACAGCCAACAGCCAGCUGGUGUGAUAUAACACGUUGUACUCUUUGUAGCAAGGAACAUGUAUCACCUUUACUAUUUUGCAGAACUCAAAACAAAGAGCUCAAGUCCUCGGUAUCACCUUCAAAUUAGGGAUUUGAUUUGAUUCAGUCCAUGGCUACAAUUAAGUUAAGCCUACAUUGCAAUUCUCAAGAAGUAUGGGUAGCAAUACUUACAGUGGUGUACACUCCUCUGUGCUGCAGAUAACUUAAAGGGGGUUAUUUUACACAUCAAGAUUAGUUUAUUAUUCACAAGGCGUACUACUCAGUCUGUAAAAAAAAACAGUUGUAUAAUGUCUUCUAGCUCUGGAGGAGUCAAGUCUGAGAAAAUAACCCUCAUAAUGCUUAUCUCGGCUUGGAAACUACAAAUUUAUAGCACAGAAAGCUGCAUUACAAGCUGGGGGGGGGGCAUAAAGUUUGAAAAAUGUGAAAAGAUGUGUUUACAAGGCAUAGAGGGUCCAAAGAAAAGACUAUUUAUGGGAAUUUUUGGAGCUUGACCCUUACUAGGGACCAAAAGUCAGGAUUUUUCUGACUUUGUGCAUUCAUUUUUUUUAAUCAUUCUCUUGCGAGUCCACAGACAUUAUAAAAGUGCAAUACUAAAUCACCGGAGCUCCUAUUAGCCGCCUAAUAUCACUUCACUUUAAAGAAAUUGUGCACACAGUUUUGAAACAGGUUGUAAAAUGAUUUACACAUCUGGUGGAACAUCAGGUCUCUUUCCUUGCGACACGUUUACCACAGGUUGCUUAACAAAUUGUUCAUUUAACCUUGCACACCACAUUUGUCUUUACAACACACGUUUGUGAGCGGAGUGUGCAACAGAGCACAGUGACAGUUUCCAGGAAGGCUGAGCAGGCGCCUGUCACAGGGGGCUCUUAAAAAUUCAAAAAGUCACUUGACGAGGAGAGCUGUGAGCUGAUGUUUUUUGGGGUUCUCUGCUUUAUUGUCAAAAACAUGUUUGUGAGGACUUGUGUAGCUGCCUAUUGUAGUAAUGAUGUUCCAGGUGAAUGUGUGAGAACGGUUGUCGGUGUCCAUUCCUUCAUGUUCUUCCAGUACUGCAUAUUAUUAUCCUACACUGGUACUGAUUCGUUCGAGGGAAGUCGGUUUGUGGGAAAGGUGUAAAACUUGGCUGACACGAUAGAGAAAACACAAAGCACUUGUUUAUUUUAAGUUUUAGACAAUCCUGCCUUCGCUAUCAGCUACUCUGUACAUAAUGUUUGUAAAAAAAACUAAAACAAGAAGAAAAAAAGGACCAACCUUUGAUGUUAUAUAAUAUUAAGGUCAUACUUAUGAGUGGAAAAAGUUGACGUUUACAGGUCUUCAUUCUGUAAGCAUUUUUGCCCCAAAGUUGAAUGAAAGAUAAACAUAGAGAAUUAUAUUAUGUAUACUAGUAGUGUUGAAAUGCAGUUGUGUAUUAGAUACUUUAUAUUAAAUGUGCAUCAGAGUCAUAUAGAGAUGGAAAUUAUAUAAGAGGAUAAAGAUGAUAAUUCAGCUAUUUAUUUCUAUAAAAAAAGAGCGAUGUGUAUAAUGUUGGCAUGUUUGUGUUCAAGCAUCAAUCAUUAAGUUGCCUUCUUAACUGUUCUGCUACUGUGACAAGAAAAUUAUUAGAUGUUUAAAGAGCUUUGAUUGCCUGCAGGUUAAUAACGUUUCUCUUUAUUUGAUCCAGUCUGUUGUUGCACUAGUGAGAAAAAAAAGAAGAUAUUUCAGAUGUUUAUUAUAAGAGUGUUGUUUUUAAUGUUCAGCUAUUUCUCAGUAUUUGACAAAAUAUGAUGCACUUUUUUUCCUGAACACUUUUAUCGGCCCGUCGGUCAUUGGUUUAGUCAGAAACGACGCUGGUUUCUGUCAGCGGGAUGCCUGGCGGCGCUUGCUGUUGUGGUAUGAAACCGAUCGUUUGCUUACAUGUUCGGUUUCAUGGGAGGAAGAUUUUGGAAAUACAGCAAUUACAUAUGAACUUGACUGAACAGAAGUACAGUUUCUCUUACACCAUCUCUCAUAUCUCAUCAGUUGGGAAGUUAAAGAUUGAAACUGAUUCAACUACAUUCAAGUGCUUUUUCGGUUCAUUGCCAAUAUGACCUUAUGCUCACCUUUGUAUUUGUUACUAUCUUUGUUUUCGUUUUUAAUUAUACUGUAGAUUUCACACUCAUACCAACCCUACAUUUGCUCCAUCGUGAAAAUGGACCUGCUAAACAUGUAAACUGCAGAUUAGAGGUGCCAAGAAUAAUUUUUGGCUUACAUCUCCAUUCUCUGCCUCUCCAAAUAUAAGCAGAAUCAUUUCUAAUCUAUUUAUUUUGAUUCAGAAACUGAAGCAUCACUUAUAAACCAAGGUGCUUCCUCAUGUUUAUUUUAUCAUUUCAUAAUUUAAAUCAAGUCGUAUUACUCUUCUGUUGCAGUUCCAUAUCAUGUAUACUGUGUAAUUUAAAAAACAGUGUCUGAGUGCUCAUGUACCUCUCUGUACAUAUCUUAUGUAUGAAUGAUUGUACUCUGCCCAUUCAUCUGAAUAGUAUUGUACACAUUACCUCAACACUUAUCUGGGCAAUUAAGUGUGCAGUUUGUCUUUGUAAUUUUUUUCAUUUCUGACUGUCAUCGACAGGUAUGCCAAUUGACCCAUGAACUUCAUCCAUGUUGCUAUAACGACAAAAUAGAUUCUGUCGCUAAAAAAAAAACAUUCCCAAAAGAUGAUCAGCCUUCUGCGAUGACUGCAAUAGAUGGAAAUGUUUUACUACUCAUUUUUCUCAUUUGUUGUCAUCAAUAAAAAAUUGCUUUAAAUUGUA